AUGUUCCAGAGGAUUCGAGAAUGGUUGUCACUGAAAAAUUACCAAUAUCAAGUAACUACUGGCAUCUACAUGCUGGAGCCUUGGGAGAGGACGAUUUUUAGUAUCCUUUGCUACGUGAAUUUCUUCAUACCGGUUUGAGUAACUCCUGUGUCUUGAAUCACCUACGCGUCAAAUAUUUACAUCUCACACACCAUUGCAGCUAGAACGUGUUGCUACAUGUGCAGCAAUGCAUAUAGUUGGCGAAAAUUUAGAUUUUUUGGACAACUUUUGGCGCAUUUUUCAAGCACGAUCCCUAGAAGUCAGUUUUCUAUCGUGAUUCGGCCGUGAUCAUGUAACCUAGGCAAUUUUGGUGGCAUUUUUUUUAAAGUGAGGCAUACCCACAUACUCUAAGCUGUACUGGAACAAUGAAAGUAGGGCGAAAGAAACGGGGCCACCCGUUCAUAUCUCAUCUUGUGUCUGAUUUCCGUGUUCUAUUAUUCCCUAGUGCUCCUUUUGAUGAGAUUUCCAUAGUCGUAAAGGCAAUCUAUUUUUUUCAUUGUUUCCUCUACCCAAGAACUGUAUGAAAUAUGAAGUGUGGGGUUUCGAAGAAAUCUUACCCCUUUGUCCAGUAGGUGCUCCAAUAUACUGAAAACAAUCACAGUCUUUUCCUUCUGGUGUCUCGUGGCAGGUAGAUGUAAAUAAAUCUAUAUAUAUAUAUAUUUUUUUUUUUAGUAAAUAUUAUGAGAGGAAAAAAGGACGCAACUACAUUUCCCGACAAGCCUGUUUCGUGAAUCGCUUCACUCUUCAGGGGUUUAAAGAUUAAACGUAUGUAUAUGUAUGUAUACAUGUAUAUGUAUGUAUACAUCUAUAUAAAUGCAAAAAUUUCAAGAGGGCAAAUUGGGCAAGAGAGAUUGUCAGUUCAAGGAACUGUCAACUUCUGAAAACUUAAAAUUGCAAUUUUAACAAUUCCAUUUGUUUCUUCAGGAAAGAAAUUCACAUUUGCUUAAAAAUGGCAUUUCCAAGCUUUUUGCAGAGAUUUUUGUAACUCUUUUAAAUUGUUGAAGAGUGUCUGAAAAUGGGCAAAAUGUCAUAAUUGUUUGAAUACUAUUAACCCUUUGACCCCUAAGAGUGGUUGGCAGCUCAUUUCUCCUUACAGAAUCACUGAAGGUCACGAGUAUGAUAAAAUUGCUCACUAAUCAAAGGAGUUUGUGACUGAUAUCCAAAUACUCCUUGUCAGUACUAUGGGAAAUGUAUAGAGAACAGUAUGGAGAAAAUGCUCUCUUGUGAUGGGGUGUAAAAGCUUAAAGUGGGGGUGAUAUCUGUCUCAGGGGUUAAUUUCUUUGGUAAAGAAAACUGUUUGUUAAACAUUUUUAUGGUGGCAAUUUAUGUCUUGACUCUCAGCUACUAUGAAGAGAAAAUUCACAGUAUUGUAGAGAUAUGAAUUUUAUUUUAAAGCUAAAAAACUGCAUUUAAAAUAAGUGGUUUACUGGCUCAAUUAAUAAAUUUCCUAAAGCUCAAAUUUGAUAACAGUAAUUCAAAGUAGUCUUUCUCACUCCUUCACACUAGCAGCCUCUAUGUACUUCAGUCAGUCCAUUACAGGAGUUCUUCAGUACACUCUAACAUGUAGAUCUAUUUAUAAUUAUACUGCUAACCCAAAGUGCUGAUUUGUAAUACACCUGGCCUGGGUUGUUCAAAGCUGGGUUAAGAUAACCCAGGGUUAGUGUGGAAUUUGAUUUCAGGUCUGAAAGCUUUGAAAGGAAAUUCAGUUCAAAUCUUUUUGCGUGCAAUUUGAUCAUUGGAUGUUCUAAAAAGACUAGGGAAAACUUUUCCCUGAGAGGCCUUUGAACAAAGAAAUAAAGAAACCUGGAUUUAUAUUUAACCCUGGGUUUGCGCUAAACACCCUUUGAACAACUGGGCCUUGCUCUCAGUUCCACAGAUGUGUGUGGUAGUGAGAGUUUGCAAUCCUAUCAUUCCUAACCUUGCAAGCAAUGUUAGAUUAUUCCUUAACGUAAAUAACACAGAUGCAACACUGGUGACAAUCCUAGGGAUGUCUGUAUAUUCUACAUAUGCUUAUUUACCAGCUUAUAUUUACAAUGUCCUUGCAUACUUUGGUUAUGUUGAAGAUUCCUAA
Pocillopora meandrina is the source of this 2110-nucleotide messenger RNA. The record is from the annotation of a GenBank genome assembly. Lineage: Eukaryota; Metazoa; Cnidaria; Anthozoa; Scleractinia; Pocilloporidae.